Messenger RNA from Nilaparvata lugens (brown planthopper), 2257 nucleotides. Its product is annotated as urocanate hydratase. Gene Ontology annotation, biological process: L-histidine catabolic process. The transcript has 15 exons. The coding region runs from base 89 to 2152 and encodes 687 amino acids. NCBI's taxonomy places the organism in Eukaryota, Metazoa, Arthropoda, Insecta, Hemiptera, Delphacidae. The record is from RefSeq and is a predicted model, not a curated record. Gene Ontology annotation, molecular function: urocanate hydratase activity.
UGCUUUAUAUUGGAGUGUCUUAUCUAAGUUGUCAAACAAGGUUGAGAAAUAUUUGCAUUCUAAUGUUGAACGCUUUAGCGUCAAUUUUAUGUCUCCAGUCAUCAAGCAUUCGCUGUCAGUCAAUAUGUGCAGCUCUCAAGAAAUGUUGACAGUGUUGACUAGAGGAAUUCCUUCAGAUUCGCUGCCGCCUGAGAAGUCCAGGAGUGAUAAUAUCCCACAUGCUCCUGUGCGUAAUCACACCCUCAACGCUGAUGAGAAAGAGUUAGCUUUGAGGAAUGCACUUCGAUAUUUCCCACAGAAGUUCCACAAAACCCUCUUAGAUGAAUUUCUUAACGAAUUGGAAACUUAUGGACACAUCUACAUGUACAGGUUUCUACCUUCGAUACCGCUGAGAGCUUAUCCUAUCGAAAGCUUUCCAGCAAAAUGCAAACAGGCGGCCUCAAUCAUGCUGAUGAUCUGCAACAAUUUGGACCCAGCAGUUGCUCAAUUCCCAGAAGAGCUUGUGACGUAUGGUGGCAAUGGACAAGUGUUUUCCAACUGGGCUCAGUUCUGGUUGACAAUGAAAUAUUUGUCGGAAAUGAACGAGCAUCAAACUCUGGUGUUAUAUUCUGGACAUCCUUUGGGAUUAUUUCCAAGUAAGCCCGAUCUACCUCGAGCUGUUAUUACAAACGGUAUGGUCAUCCCCAACUAUUCUUCUCAAGAGCACUACCAGAACAUGUUUGCACUUGGAGUUACCAUGUAUGGACAAAUGACAGCUGGUAGUUACUGCUACAUUGGGCCACAAGGAAUCGUUCAUGGUACCACGAUAACCGUGAUGAAUGCCGGCAGAAAAUAUUUAGGUUUGGAUGAUUUGGCGGGAUGUGUUUUUGUGAGCUCUGGUCUGGGUGGAAUGAGUGGUGCCCAAGCGAAAGCAGCCAUCAUCAGUGGCUGCAUAGCAGUCAUAGCUGAGGUGGACUAUGAUGCACUGAAGAAACGAUACAACCAAGGCUGGGUACUUGAGAUUCAGUCCAAUUUGGAUGAUCUCGUUGAUCGAAUAAGAACAGCUAAGAAAAAUAAGGAGGUAUUGAGCAUAGGUUAUCAUGGCAAUAUCGUUGAUUUAUGGGAACGACUGGUUGUUGAAUGGGAAAACAAUCAAGAGCUUCUCGUAAAUCUUGGAUCUGAUCAGACGUCUUGUCACAACAUUUCAAGUGGAGGAUACUAUCCGGUUCAAGUCACUGUCCAGGAAGCACAGAAGAUCAUGAAAGAUGAUCCGGAUAAGUUCAAAUCGCUGAUCAAUGAAUCCCUGAUAAGACAUGUGAGGGCAGUCAACAAGCUGGCUGAGGCAGGCAUGUUCUUCUGGGACUACGGAAACGCAUUCCUCCUGGAAGCUGAUAGGGCUGGUGCAGAUGUUGGAAGGAAAGGCCUCAGUUUGCGAUUCCGAUACCCAUCCUAUGUGCAGGAUAUCAUGGGUGAUAUAUUUUCUCUUGGAUUUGGACCUUUUCGAUGGGUCUGUACUUCCGGGUUGGCAACAGACCUCAGAACCACUGAUAGAAUAGCAGCUGAAGUUAUUCAGACUAUAUUAACAGAUAAAAAUCUUGAUGAGGUUAUCAGGCAGCAAUACAAUGACAAUUUGACAUGGAUAAGAGAAGCCGGUAAGCAUAAUCUAGUUGUGGGCUCUCAGGCGAGAAUCCUCUACUCAGAUAGAAGAGGGCGCAUCAAGAUUGCUGAAAAGCUCAAUGAGGCUGUUAUGGAUGGGAGAUUGAAGGGCCCUGUAGUUAUCAGCAGAGACCAUCAUGAUGUAAGUGGAACUGAUUCUCCAUACAGAGAAACCUCAAACAUAGUGGAUGGAUCUGCUUUUACAGCAGAUAUGGCCGUACAAAAUUGUAUUGGGACAGGCUUGAGAGGAGCCACAUGGAUUGCUCUACAUAAUGGCGGUGGAGUUGGCUGGGGCGAAGUGAUGAACGGUGGUUUCGGUUUGUUGUUGGAUGGAUCUCCUUCGGCAGACGAACGUGCUCACCUGUUGCUUGGCUGGGAUGUUGCAAAUGGAGUUGCUCGCAGAUGCUGGUCAGGUAAUGAUAAUGCCUUCCUGGCAAUAAAUAAUGCAAUGAAGGAGGACAAUCUUUUAAAAGUGACCCUGCCACAGAAAGUUGACCUGGAUUUAUUUGAAAAGUAAAUUAUUGUAUUCAAUCAAUAUUAUAUUUAUGCAUUAUAAAGGCUAAAACGAUAAUUAUAAAAAUGUUCUUUUCUAUUCCUUUUGAAUAAAGUUCUGCUCAGGUUA